This is a messenger RNA of Penaeus indicus, 3938 nucleotides long. RefSeq names its product probable G-protein coupled receptor No9. Lineage: Eukaryota; Metazoa; Arthropoda; Malacostraca; Decapoda; Penaeidae. The transcript has 4 exons. The record is from RefSeq and is a predicted model, not a curated record. Gene Ontology annotation, cellular component: plasma membrane. Bases 2045 to 3850 code for a protein of 601 amino acids. Gene Ontology annotation, biological process: phospholipase C-activating G protein-coupled receptor signaling pathway; positive regulation of cytosolic calcium ion concentration; adenylate cyclase-activating adrenergic receptor signaling pathway. Gene Ontology annotation, molecular function: alpha1-adrenergic receptor activity.
GGGGAGAGACGCAGGUCGAGCGCGCUGGGCCAUCUCGCACGUUGCCGACACAGGCGCUUCUCCGUGGCCGCUCCGGUGGGCUCUCUCGCCGCUUCCGAUCGCCGUGUCCUGUUUUCCCCUCUUUUGUUUUCCCUCGCCGGUGUGCCAGGAAGCGAGGGAGUCCGACGCAGGAUUUAGGGAAAGCUGUGGGAUGAAGAGCGCCGAAAGGAGGCCGACCAAUCGCCCUCCAUUUGAGGAAGAGAAAAUGCGCCCAGAGCUGACCUGAACGCCUCCGAGAGGACACCCCAUUCAUUUAUUUUCUCUAAAUUCAAGAAUGAAGAUUUCAUUUUUUCCUGAAACGCUGAAAUGAUCUCCGUGGACGCAGGUGUCAGGCGCAUAUUAAAAUUGGUCACAGUCACACCUACACGAGCCAGGGGAAAAUGCUGGGGGGUAACUCUCCUUUAUGCCAUGACAUUCCCGGGCCAAAACGGAGCACUUAAGGACAUACCCGAGUGAACGACAUCUCGAAAGGUGAUUGAUGAAGCUAGAACUCAGCGGGUGAGAAGAGAGAGAGAGAGAGAGAGAGAGAGAGAGAGAGAGAGAGAGAGAGAGAGAGAGAGAGAGAGAGAGAGAGAGAGAGAGAGAAGAAACGGAGGAAGAGAAAACAAGAAAAGAGAGCAAGAACAAGAACAAGAAGUACAAGAAAAAAAAAAAAAAAAUGCCACGCCAAUAAAUGCACAGCUAAAACUCAAAAAAACAACAAUUUAUAUCAUGACCGUUUUGUGAAUGAAAAAGAUAACGCAGAACCGGUUAGUGUGUAACCAAAGGAUCCUGAGCCGGUCUUUACCACACAUAUCCACAUGAAUCCGCUGCGUUCGUGGGUGUUCCUUUGAACUCGCAACCACCCGCACCAAGUGAAGGGUCCUGUUAAUGUAAGUCAUUUGUGUUAAGACUUCAUGACUCAUGCCAAACCAGUCAUGCAAGUUCAUGCGGACCUGGUCAUAUAUUUUUUUUCACUCGUCUUUUUAUUAUUAAAGAGGUGAGCCAAAAGUAUUUGAUAACUGAUUGAUAACUGAUUCAGAAAUUUGGGAAAAAGUGGAAGAAUUGUUUAAAAUAAAAAGUGUUGUUAACGUGCUGUUUUGUCUGUGAUAAAUAAAUCGUAAGAAGGAAAAGUGAAAAAAAAGAGAAAAAAAAUUGUAAACAAAAUUGAACGUUCUAAUAAAUUGGCAGAUUGAGAAAUUGAAAGAGCCAAAUUGGUAACCAGAAGAUUAAAAAGAAAAUGAUAUAUAUUAGUGGUGACUGUACAGCCGUUUUCACGCAGAAUUAACGAGAGAGAAACGUCGCUGGAUAUUGGAAGAGGAAAGAGAAGUCAAAGGAUGAACUCAGACAAAAAUCCACGAACAGUAAAGGAACGACCCUAGUCAUACAGACUCGCCGAGGUCACGGAGCCGCAUCGCGCAGAGGGGAGAGCUGAAGGAGACGAAGAAGAAGGAAGAGGAUGAGGAGGUGAAGGAGAAGGAGGAACAACGGCGUCGGGAAAGAAAAGGGGGAGAUGAAAGUUAGCGGUGAAGUGAAGGCAGUGAAGUGAAGUGUCUGCGUCGAAGUGAGUUCGCUGAGGUGGAGGCGAUUGUGCAGUUCCGAUACUGGUGUGAAGUUUAUUGCAUUGUGAGGAGAGGCCGGAGAGAGGCGGUGGUGGAGAGAAGGGGGAGGAAAGGGAAAGGGAGACAAGGAGAGGAGAGAAGACACUGGCAAAGAGGAGGGAGUGAGAGGGAAGGGAAGCAAGAAGGGAGGGCGGGGAAGUGACGAAAGAAGUGAGGGAGAGGGACGGAAUCAGGCCGAGGCAGUGCCAUGUGAGCUCCACCUUCAUAUCCUGAAUGAGAAGACGUUACUCCUUGUGGGAAGCGAGUGCGACAAACUAGGAAAUCUGAGGAGUUGAUGAAAUGAGAUGGCGGGCGAGUGGGCAGCUCAGGGCACGGCGAGUGGAGUGGACACGGCGCUCGUGCUGAGGUGGAAGUGAAAUGACUCCCGAGAUGACUUCCGCUCGAGGGCUGUGAGCGCUGCUACCAUGACCUGGGCGGCACAGGCCGGGGAUCCCGCUGCUGCCGCCACCGCCUCCAGCGUCUUCAUGAGCACCAGCCCCUCCUCCUUCAGCGGCGGGGACAUGAGCGUCGUGGCCACCAUGGUCGGCAACGGGAGCCUCCGCGAAUUCGGAGACAACUGCUCGGAGCCCCUCGGACACGUGGACUGGGGCGACGUGAGGAUGCUCACGUCCCUCACCAUCCUGGUCAUCAUCAACGCUCUCGUGGUGGCGGGGAACUGCCUGGUCAUUCUGGCCGUGUUCCUCUCCAGCAAGCUCCGCACGGUCACCAACCUCUUCAUCGUGUCCCUGGCGGUGGCCGACCUCCUGCUGGGGAUGGCGGUGCUGCCCUUCAGCGUCACGGUCGAGGUCUUUGACACCUGGCUCUUCGGCGAGCUCUGGUGCUCCGUGUGGCUCGCCGUGGACGUGUGGAUGUCCACGGCCUCCAUCCUCAACCUCUGCGUGAUCAGUCUGGACCGGUACGUGGCGGUGACGCGGCCCGUGUCGUACCCGUCGCUGAUGACGUCAUCGCGCGCCAAGCUGCUGAUCGCGUCCGUGUGGAUCACGUCCUUCGUCAUCUGCUUCCCGCCGCUCGUCGGCUGGAACGACCGCCACAAGAACCUGGUGUCCUCGGCCGCCGCGGUGUCGUCCGAGUCGUCGUCCGGGCCCGGGGGCGGCCUGGACGACGAGGUGUCGUGCCACCUGUCGUGCGAGCUCACCAACGACAUCGGCUACGUGGUGUACUCGGCGCUGGGCUCGUUCUUCAUCCCGAUGCUGGUGAUGCUGUUCUUCUACUGGAAGAUCUACUGCGCCGCCGCCGAGACCACGCGCGCCAUCAACCAGGGCUUCCGCACCACCAAGAACAAGAGCUUCCUGGGCAGCCGCUUCGAGGAGGAGCGCCUCACGUUGCGCAUCCACCGCGGCAGGAACUCGGUGCAGGAGCACAACUCGUGCCACAACAGCGCGGAGCGGCGGUUCAACGGCCACGCCAGCGCCCACCGCCCCAGCGCGAGUCCCAAGGGCAAGGUGAGCAGCAUCAAGCUGAAGAACCUGCGGCCGCAGCUCAUCAUGAAGUCCAGCCUCUCGCUGCCGCCGGACCUGCGCUACGACGCCGGCAACUUCAGCCUGCAGGAGCGCUGCGAGCUGUGCGACGCCCAGUGCUCUCGGGACCACAACAACGUGCAGCUGCUCUCCGUGGCCAGGAACCACGAGUGCAGCCACCAGGACUCCUGCUUCACCGUCGACACCACCUUCUCGGGGCUCGGGCCGCGCUCCAAGAGGCAGAUGUCGCCCUCCAACUGCGCCACGGCCCCGUCGCGGAUGCAGUCCCGGAGGUUCCAGGGGCAGGACGGCGACAGCCCCUCCUCCGGGCCCAUCCGGGGGCGCAGCACGGGCACGUCCAGGAUGGGCCGCAGGAACAUCAAGGUGCAGGUGAAGCGGUUCCGAAUGGAGACCAAGGCGGCCAAGACGCUGGGCAUCAUCGUGGGCGUGUUCAUCCUGUGCUGGCUGCCCUUCUUCACCAUGUACCUCGUGCGCGGCUUCUGCCCGCUGUGCAUCCACCCGCUGCUGUUCUCGGUCCUGUUCUGGCUCGGCUACUGCAACUCGGCCAUCAACCCGUGCAUCUACGCGCUCUUCAGCAAGGACUUCCGGUUCGCGUUCAAGAACAUUCUGUGCAAGUGCAUCUGCACGCGGGAGGCCAGGAAGCCGCUCAUGGCCCACCAGCCCUCGAUAUACAUACCCUCGUGCGACAGAGACAAUGACAGUGACGAGAACUACGAGGACAACAAGAGGUAGCACAGAUGGUAGGCUGCGGAGCGCGACCCGUAACUCAUGCAUUUAUAUACCAAAAAUAUAAAACACAUGGAACGAUGGAAGACAGAGA